Molecule: messenger RNA, 3167 nt
Organism: Hemibagrus wyckioides
Lineage: Eukaryota; Metazoa; Chordata; Actinopteri; Siluriformes; Bagridae
Gene: use1
Product: unconventional SNARE in the ER 1 homolog (S. cerevisiae)
Exons: 8
Coding region: 17-793 (258 amino acids)
Biological process (GO): retrograde vesicle-mediated transport, Golgi to endoplasmic reticulum
Cellular component (GO): endoplasmic reticulum; SNARE complex
Molecular function (GO): SNAP receptor activity
Source: RefSeq, a predicted model, not a curated record
GUUUUCUCAUCGCAAUAUGGCUGCGUCCAGGCUAGAAAUCAAUUUCAUCAGGUUAUUAUCGCGCUGUGAAGCUAUUGCUUCCGAAAAAAGAGGAGAGACGGAAUGGAGGCUGGAGAAGUAUGUUGGUGCCUUGGAGGACAUGCUGGUGGCGUUGAGAAAGAGUCCAGGUAAACCUACUGCUGAGAUCCUGACAGACUAUACACGUAAAGUUGACUUCCUCAAAGGUCUUAUAGAGGCUGAGAAGCUGCCGUCACCUUCAGAGAAAGCUUUAGCUAACCAGCUCCUGGCGCCAGGUCGCACGCCCACCAUCUCCAGCGAGAGGAUGUCGGCCACCAAGACAGUACACAUGCAAAGUAAAGCACGCUGCACAGGGGAGAUGCGCUCUGAGCUCUUUGGCACUGCUGCUUCAAGUGCAGGUUCUGAGACAGAGCUGAGACAUAGGAGCCGCAGUGUCCCAGCAGACGAGUGUGAGAGUGCGGCUGAGCUGGACGCCGUACUGCAGCACCACCACAGUCUGCAGGAGAAACUGGCUGAGGACAUGCUGAGCCUCGCACGGAACCUGAAGAACAACACACUCGCUGCGCAGAACAUCAUCAAACAGGACAAUCAGACUCUGAGUCAGUCCAUGCGGCAGGCAGAUAUGAACUUCGAGAAGCUGAAGACUGAAUCGGAGCGACUGGAGCAGCAUGCGAAGAAAUCCGUCAACUGGCUGCUCUGGCUGAUGCUCAUAUUAGUCUCUUUCACCUUCAUCAGUAUGAUCCUGUUCAUACGCAUCUUCCCAAGACUGAGGUGAUGCGGCCUGACUCCAACAGAGGGUUAAACACACACAUAUGUUUUGUGGGCCUGUGUUUUGCUUAUGCAAACCCCACUGAAGGCCUGGGAGUGACUUGUAAGGAUCCUGCGCUGUUUGCAACAGCAAAUAUGGCCAGUGUUCCUGCAUUAACACUAAUCCCAGUUCUUUAUAUCUGCUUCAUUAACUCAUGUAUAAUCUAUAAAAAUCUUCAUAAUCCUCCUUAGCUGCAGUCUUCCAGUCUAGAAGCCAUUGAGGGAUCGACACACGAGUGCUGACAUUCUCGGGAAUAAAGAUUUUAGUGUGUUUGUCGAUUGUAGAUUACCAGGUCUGUCUUUGUUGGGACAGAUGGACAUGGACAUGUAUUUGGGCAAUGAGCAGACAGACCUCACUGACUCCAUCACCUCCAAAUUCCCUUAGCUCUGUGAUAUGGCACCUGCACAGGCAUCCCAGUGUUAAAUUAAUAAAAAGAAAAUGGACCCUGAACCUUUGUUAAUGUCUAUUACAGAAGUGUGUGCAGGACUUUUUUUGUUUUCUUUCCAAAACAAUUUUAUUUUUGCAUCUAUUCUUGACCAUUUCUAGCAAAAGGUUCUGUUUCCCAAAAUGGAAACAAUCUAGUCGGUUUAUAUAAACCACUACACACCUGACUGGGACAAAGCACUUCCUCCAGAUGUGUUAAAUGUGUCAGCUGUUUAAAGAAGUACCAGGAGCUUCAUGUUUGAUUGUAUAGAACUAACCCUGCCUUCACAGUACCAAGCAACAGAAAUACACAACACAGAGUCUAGAUUUCAGCAACAUGUUAAUCAGUUUACUCAGUUCUCUGCACGGUAGGAACGAUAUUGUACACUGACAAAAAUCCAAACAGUUACCUUGAAGGAUUCCUCAGAGCAGGUGGACCCACAUUUCUUCAGUUCCCAUCUCACAACCUCACUGGCUAUUUACAAUUAAUCCUCACAAAUGCCAUAAGUAAUGCAUAUAACCAUGGUUUCAUCUAAUCCUGUCAUAUACAAUCUCUGAUUAAAUACAUAUAGAGACGUUACAAAGAAAAAUAAAGCUUGGAAGGAAGUAGCAGAGAUUGUUGGAGCGUCUGGUGUAAGGCUUCGCUAAUCUAAUCAGAGAAUUAUGAGAGUACAAGGCCGAGGACGUAACAUGAAAGAAGAACUCAUAAUGCGUCGUUUCAUUUGUAUUCAUUUGUUGCUGUAGAAGGUAGAAGUAGUUACUUCCAUUUAUUAACUUAUUUAUUUAAAAAAAUGCUAGAUAGGCCACAGCCAUUAAAAGUAAAUUCAUCAAAUUGUUGCAUGCUAGUUCUGUUCAUACAGCCUUUUUACUGGGUCCUGCAGGAUUUCAGUCCAGAUGCACAGCUCAGUUGCAGUGACUCAAAUCUGAAUGCAUCUCAUUCACUGACUCAUGAAGAACAGCAAAGAUUAAAAACAAGAGUCGUUAAAGAUGGGUUUAUGUUUUUAAAUCCAUCAAUAAGUUUAUCUGGACUUGAGUAUUGUCUUCAUGGAUGAUCUGCUUUUAAUAAUUUUAAUAAUUUGCUCGUUAGUGUGGCUCCUUUAGGUUUAAACUGACUUGCUGUGAAAGCACUGUGUCCUAAUCUAAAGGUCAGCUCUGGGCUUUGAGGUCCAGCAGGCUUGUUGGUACUCGCCUGAGCCUCAGAGCCGCAUUCUGAGGCGCAGCAGGAAGCUCUUCUGAUUUCUGAUCCUCUUUCAUACACUUGACUUUGUGAAGCUCAACAAAACUUUCUGAAAGAGAAACAUGCCUGAUUUGUGCAGUUUCUCGAAUAAAGGAAAAAAUCUGAUCCGGCAUUGAGCCUGAAGCUGCAUGCAGCCGUCCUGAGGAAAAUGCAUCAAAGUCAGGGGUCUUUAUUUUUUUUUCAAACUCAAAUCCAUAAUCACCUAGCAUUUUCUUUCCAAGAAAUUGAACUGCAAAUUAGAAAAAGAAUAACAUAUUAAAGCAUACAUCUGCAAUAGCAUUUCCCUCAUGCAUAAUGGAAACCACCAUUCAAAUUCAGCUCAAGUAAAAAAAAAAAGUUUCCUUCGUCAAGUCCCGCCCACAGCGUUUGACUGACAGCUCUCUACCUUGUUGACAGGAAACGCAAAUGAGAUUAUGUAAAGGCGAGAGAUUGCAACAUUCACAGGAAGGAUUGCAAUUACAUUUUCAGCAUUGCAAAAUCACACCGGUUAAGACCUGUGACAUAAAAUGUGCAGAAAAGUGAAAUGCAAAUAUUCUGCAGCUGAAUUUGAAUUCUUUCUCAAAUACUGCGCUAAAGGAAAUCCAGUUGCAAAUGCAUGUUCCAUUUCAGAAACGCUGCAGUAUUCAGUAUCUGUGUGUGUAAAAACGGCUUAAAAAGUUUGAUUUGAAUUGGAUAAAUGAA